Plasmodium vinckei vinckei is the source of this 837-nucleotide messenger RNA. RefSeq names its product inner membrane complex protein 1c, putative. The record is from RefSeq and is a predicted model, not a curated record. Lineage: Eukaryota; Apicomplexa; Aconoidasida; Haemosporida; Plasmodiidae. Bases 1 to 837 code for a protein of 278 amino acids. The transcript has a single exon.
AUGGAUAAUUCACAUUUAAGCAGAAACAGUUAUCAAAAAAUAGAUAACAUAGACACUAAAGAAACAUCAACUGUCGAUAGAAAAUGGGUUGCUCUUACAGCUUAUCAACCCGUUGAUGUUGUUACAAAGACUGUUGAAGUUCCAGUUAUUAAGACUGUCGAAAAAUUUGUUCCAAAAACUAUUAUUCAAGAAAAAAUUAUCCAUGUCCCAAAAAAUGUUACACAUAUAGUUGAAAAAAUUGUAGAAGUCCCAGAAGUUAAAUAUAUUGAAAAAAUCGUUGAAGUUCCUCAUAUUCAUUAUAAAAACAAAUAUGUUCCAAAAAUCGAAGUUGUAGAAAAAAUUGUUGAACGCCAAAAAAUUAUUGAAAAAUGGCAUGAUAAAAUUGUUGAAGUUCCUCAAAUCAAAGAAGUUGUUAGAUAUAAAGAAAUUGAAGAUACUGAAGAAGUAAUCAAAUAUGUUCCAAAAGACUCCAAAAACAUCAAUUGGGAAGAAGAGUACAGAAAAUAUACAGAAGGAAAAGCAGGAAGAUUUAGUUUAAAUAAUACAUGCCAACAAAAAAUGAAUUCAUAUAACCAAAUAAAUGAAAAUGCAUAUGCUAGAAAUUCAUAUAGUAGAAGUCUUAAUAUUAUGAACAGCAAAAGUGCAAACGAUCAAACUAAUAUGAGAAGUGAAGAUUUUUCUCAAGUAAAUUUCUUUAAUCAAUAUAAUGGAGAAAGCAUGGAUCAACACAUUAUGAUGCCAUCAUCAAGCUUUAACAUGAAUGGAAGCUUCCAAUUUAAAAGAUUACCAUCUGAAGAAGCUAAACCUGUUGGAUGUUGUACUAGUGCAUGCAGAUAA